This is a messenger RNA of Brassica rapa (field mustard), 4095 nucleotides long. Its product is annotated as solute carrier family 25 member 44. Gene Ontology annotation, biological process: transmembrane transport. The record is from RefSeq and is a predicted model, not a curated record. NCBI's taxonomy places the organism in Eukaryota, Viridiplantae, Streptophyta, Magnoliopsida, Brassicales, Brassicaceae.
UCUUUUAGUUGCGGAGGAAGAGACGGGUCAUGUAGAUGGACCUAGUUUUACUCCCUUGCGUUUAGAAGACUAGGUUGUUCUCAGGUUAGAUGACACCAACUUCAGCUAUUUGGUGUUUUCAGCUUGUUACAAUUUCUCAGCUAUUUGGUGCUGUGAACUUGUGCUACAAUCAUGUAAGAAAAGUACCUUUUUAACUUUGUGAUACAAUCAGGUUAGAAGAUUAUUACCUUCAACUAUUAUGAUUAGAAGGCUCUUCACUAGUUAUUUGGUGUUUUUGACUUGCAAUACAGUGCCAACUCUUUUUAUCAGUUAGUUUCUUUAUUUGUUCGUUUUGAUGUUUUAGUUGCGUUUGUCAAAAUGUCCAAGUAAGCUCAGUUGAAUGUUAAAAGGUCAUUUUGCGUUGAUGUGAAGCGACUAGUGAUCACUAGCCCUUUAAUAUUAGAAGACCAAAGAAGCCAAUACUUAACAAAACAGUAAUUCACGAAAUAUAACAUAACAUCCGUUGUGAUGCAGCUGAAGCAAACACAUACACUGGUUAUGAUGCCAGUUUCAGAAUAUAUAGAAGAAAACAUUUCACAUAAGAUAUAUCAACACAUGUCAAUCUCUGGUGGACUACCUAAAAAAAACAUUCUCUGAAUUUUAGGCUUUACCAACUUUUCAUUUCAUUUUUAGAAGGUUGUCUUUGUGUACCUUAAGAUUGAACUCACACAUAGAAAUUUUUUUUGUGGGCUGAAAGGCAAAUACUAAAUAGUCAUUAAUGAAAAUGAAACUUGAUACAAGGUUGCUUGAUUCCCAAAAAGGUGUAAAAUAAAACAAACUACUAGGACUAAAAUUUGUUUCACAUAUAGAAUGUUUUGGACCAACAAAAGUGGAGCUUACAAUUAGGAACAUUGUGGUGGGCUUAAAAAUAACGGUAGAUUUAAUCCAUAUAGCAGCCAACAUUUUUAGGAUUAGUGGAUCAGACCAUAGUUGACCACAGCCCAUAACAUAAUCACAAUUUGUAAUCAGUCACAUGCUGAAUCAGUCUUAACUUUUAUUUCCACCCCCUUUAAGCAUAUAAAAUCUGUUUUUUUUUUUUUUGAAAAAGGGCUUGCAUAUAAAAUCUGUUGAAAAGAAAUGACUAACGAUGUAUAAGUGUGACACUCACAAGGUUAAGUUAAUGUUUUCAAGUAAUGCCACUCAUAGAGAAAAAUGAUUUUUGUUGGUGUGUUUGGUGGUUUCUUGUUUUAGGACCACCACUACUGUUCUGUUCAUGACAUUUUAGCAUCUGUAUGAAAUGAUAUAUCUGUAAGAAAAACAUAUUUAUGCAUACAUCGAAGAUAUAAAAGGCUCGAGGGAGGGAUAGUCAAUAGUGGAACUGUGAAAAAGAAUCGUGCACAAGAGGUCACGUGAUCUUUGUCUGAGAGAUCAUGUGCCUCAUCUCUUACACACUGACUUCUGCUCCUUUCUUUUCUUCCAAACUACUCCCAACGUCCCAAGGAUAUGGAUGGACACCACGUCAUCUUAUCCAUAUCACAAAAGCGGAUCCACUUUCUCUCUCUUCCGAUGGAAAGAUCUUAGCCGUUCACUUCGAUUACUAUUUUUGACCUCGUCUGUAUCUCUGUCGUUGAUCCUCCUCAAAGUGUUAGUCCAUUUUGCAGUCGAACAUUUUCUCAAUUUCGCUUGUUUUCUUCUCCAUCCUAAGUCCUGAUUGACACGUGUCACCGGCCAGUAUUUGAUUGGAUACAGAUUGUCCUUGUUUCCUUAAAAAAUGCUGAUCAAAAUCAUUUAAAGUAGUUAAAAAGUGUGACAAGUUGCAUCAGGAAAUUCUAUAUAAAAAAUAGAAUCUGAUAUACAGCUCCUGAAUCCAAACCUAGUGGGGUGUAAGGUUUGAAAACAUUUAAAUUUUAAUUAAUUAAUUAUUUUGAAUAUUAAGUAAAUGGUUAUUAUUUAAUUCAAAAUAUUUGAAAUUUUUAAGAAAAUGUAAUUUGAAUUCUUAUACUUUUUAACUUUAGAAAUAGAACGUUUCACCAAAACAAUUUCAAACCAAUUUUUUUGUUUUUUUCAAAACACUACAUUUAAAAUAGAAAAAAUAAUUAUUUUAAAAUCACAAAUUCAAAACACUAAAUUUUCUAGCAUUUUUUUUAUAACUUUGUACUUGAAUAAUAUAAUAUUUUAUUAUAAACUCUUCCAAAUCCUUGAUUAAGUACACAUCUCUAGUAAUUUCCAAAAAAAAAUUUGUCAUGUCUACAAACAGAUAAAGUUUGUGAAAAUAAUACAUGACAUCUUGUUAGAAAAAAGAAAUGGGUUAAACAAACCGGAAAGUACACACCGGUUUAUACAAGGAAAUACCUAUACCGGAAUCUCAAUUUCGUUAUUUUUUUUUUUUUUCGUUAUUUUUUUUUAACAGAAUAAAAAAAGGCGGAACCCUAGACUCUCGCCCCCUGGAUAACAGUAUAAACUGUAAAAGGUCGCAUUUUCGAGCUUUCUCCAGAAUACUCUCUCUCGUUUUGUCUCAUCCGUCUCGUAUUGGUGCUCUGCCCAUUUUCAUCUCUCUCUUUAGAUAUCUUCGGCAAAAUAAUACAGUUUUAGAUUAGUCUUCUAGGAUGAUCUAUCGAUUCUGUUUCCGAAACUUUCAGAGAUGUCGUUAGAUCCUCUUGGUCUUCUCGUUGAUCGUUUCUCAUCCAAGACAUGGUUCCACAGGCGUAAAAAAAUGCCGUCGUCUCUUCGUUUGAUCCUUAACUUGUGAAAAAAUCUUUCCUUUCUCGGUGAAUCUAAUUAAAUCUUUUCUUUCUCUUUUUAGAAAGUUCUGGUCUUUCUGUUCCUGUAAAUAGAAAUUGCCAAGUUUGUUUUUUUUCAAGAUUGUACAGACAGAUAGAUUGUGGCUCAAACACUAAAAAGACAAAAGCUUUUGUUCUUGUUCUUGUUUUUUUUUUUUUUUUUUGGUCUUUUCUGAGUUGGAUUUAAAAAGGUGGCGAAGAUGAAUUUUGGCACAUCCGAGGAAGAAUCUACCCAAGAGAUUCACAUCCCGGCUGAUAUCAACUGGGAGAUGCUCGAUAAAUCAAAGUUCUUCGUUCUAGGCGCAGCUUUGUUCUCAGGGGUCUCCGGAGCUCUCUACCCUGCCGUCUUGAUGAAAACUCGUCAACAAGUGUGCCGUUCUCAAGGCUCAUGUAUCAAAGGCGCGUUUACUCUCGUCAGACACGAAGGCUUAAAGGGAUUGUACAGAGGAUUCGGCACUUCUUUGAUGGGAACCAUCCCUGCUCGUGCUCUCUACAUGACAGCUUUAGAGGUUACCAAGAGCAACGUCGGCUCUGCUGCUCUUAGCUUAGGUUUUACCGAGGCUAAAGCCUCUGCUGCUGCUAAUGCCGUUGGUGGGUUAACGGCUGCGAUGGCUGCUCAGCUUGUUUGGACUCCUGUUGAUGUGGUUAGCCAGAGACUUAUGGUUCAAGGAAGCAGUGGUCUUAGGUGUUGUAAUUAUGUUAAUGGGUUUGAUGCGUUUAGGAAGAUUGUUAGAGCUGAUGGGGUCAAGGGGUUAUACAGAGGGUUUGGGAUAUCGAUUCUGACUUAUGCACCGUCUAAUGCGGUUUGGUGGGCGUCUUACUCUGUUGCGCAGAGUAUGGUUUGGGGUGGGAUUGGGUGUUAUGUCUGUAAGAAAGGGGAAGAUAAUGGGAACACGGUUAAACCAGACUCCAAGACGGUAAUGGCUGUUCAGGGAGUUAGUGCUGCGGUUGCUGGGAGUGUUUCUGCUUUAAUUACAAUGCCAUUGGAUACAAUCAAGACGAGACUGCAGGUUCUUGAUGGGGAAGAUAGUAAUGGGAAGCGUGGACCGAGUAUUGGACAGACGGUGAGGAACUUGGUUAGGGAAGGUGGAUGGACAGCUUGUUAUAGAGGAUUGGGACCAAGAUGUGCUUCAAUGUCAAUGUCUGCAACAACUAUGAUUACUACCUACGAGUUCUUGAAACGGCUUUCUGCUAAGAACCAUGACGGGUUUUGACUCUAAAUCAUAGUGAUAAGAAUCUUUGAUGUUGUUCUUGCUUUCUCUUUUGUUUCCAGUCAUGUGUAAUGAACGUGUUAAAAUUCAGUUGUUUCUAAAUAAAGAAAGGUUCAUUUCAUCAA